Molecule: messenger RNA, 897 nt
Organism: Bacidia gigantensis
Lineage: Eukaryota; Fungi; Ascomycota; Lecanoromycetes; Lecanorales; Ramalinaceae
Exons: 2
Coding region: 1-897 (298 amino acids)
Source: RefSeq, a predicted model, not a curated record
AUGGGCGUAUACAUACCAUCCAUCGAUACUCACCCAAACGACGAACGCAUUUUCCUGGGCGAGGACGACGAGGGCCGUCUCCUUCUUCGCCCGAAUUUGACCGUCGACUAUGGGCACCAUAAAAAAAUUGGUCUCACUUCUGCUCAGUGUGUCUCCAUGGCGUUGACCGAAGUGUGCAGCCAAAUGAAAGCUGGCAAGGUCUAUGAUUUUGGAGGAAAUCGUACGAGGCAGACCAAGCUGACGGCGAGACUGAACAAUGGCUUUGCACACCGCCAAUCGGUAUGGGGUGACUGGUCUCCAGAUCGAAGAAGAGUGGAUUCUAAUGUUCGAACAGAUCGCCUUAACUAUCUGAAUGCGCUUGGCACUGGCAGUCGACUUCGACGUGAUAACAUCGUAAUGCCUAUAGCAUUGGAAUACAAUGCUGUUGAAAUGGUAGGUGUCUACCUACUUUGGUUCAAGGUCAAUCUGACAUCAACACAGGCUCACGUUAAGGUCGGGUAUCAAAAGCUGGCAAUAUCUGGUCGUUACGCCAUGCUUGUUGUAACGCCGAGGGUUUAUGUUGGGUGGAACGACAGAUUUGCAGAGAUUGCGGAGGCAGAGGGAAGUAUCCAGAUAACGAACCUACAAAAGCCAUGCGCCGCUGAAGCUGUCCUCUACUUGAAGCGCAUGUUUCACGAGGGACAUCACGAAGGACUUGCGUUCUUUGCCGAUAUAAGUGAGGCAAUCUCCAAUGCUCAAGAAGACGGGCAAGGGAGAAAUGCAGGCAUAAAGGGGAAAGACAGGGGCGCUAAGGUGAAAGGUAGAAGCGAAAAGGGGGGAAAUGUGGGUAAAAAGCGGACAGGUGUAAGCAAAAGAAAAAGUAUGAGCAAGCCAGGAGAGAUGCAGACAACGAAAUGA